Linnemannia hyalina is the source of this 1128-nucleotide messenger RNA. Lineage: Eukaryota; Fungi; Mortierellomycota; Mortierellomycetes; Mortierellales; Mortierellaceae. The record is from the annotation of a GenBank genome assembly.
AUGCUCCGCACCAUCUCCCUCUCAAAGUCCUUGACUUCCACCCUCACCAAGAUGGGUCCCCGUGCCAUGAGCACCACCUCCAUCCUCCCCCAGGUUCAGGAUGUCCCCUGUUCCAAGCUUGGAGGUCGCUACACCGUUACCUUGAUCCCUGGUGACGGUAUCGGACAGGAGACUUCCUCGGCUGUUAAGACUAUCUUCAAGGCCGCCAACGUCCCUGUCGACUGGGAGCAGUUCGAUGUCUCUGGCUACACCUCGGCUGACGACUUGACCUUCAAGCAGUCGGUCGAGUCCUUGAGACGCAACAAGGUCGGUCUUAAGGGUAUCCUCUACACCCCCGUCUCCUCCCUCGGCCACUCUUCCUUCAACGUCACCAUCCGCAAGGACCUCGACAUGUACGCUUCCCUCGUUCUCUGCAAGAACAUCCCCGGCUACCCCACCCGCCACGAGGGUGUCGACUUUGCCAUCAUCCGUGAGAACACCGAGGGAGAGUACUCUGGCCUCGAGCACCAGUCCUACCCCGGUGUCGUUGAGUCCCUCAAGGUCAUCACCCGCACCAAGUCUGAGCGCAUUGCCCGCUUCGCCUUUGACUUUGCCCUCCGCAACAACAGAAAGAAGGUCACCUGCAUCCACAAGGCCAACAUCAUGAAGUUGGCUGAUGGUCUCUUCCUCAACACCUGUCGCGAGGUCUCCAAGGAGUACGCCUCCUCUGGCAUCAAGUUUGACGACAUGAUCGUCGAUAACGCCUCCAUGCAGCUUGUCUCUAGGCCCCAGCAGUUCGACGUCAUGGUCAUGCCCAACUUGUACGGUAACAUUGUCUCCAACGUCGGUGCUGGUCUCGUCGGUGGUCCCGGUAUCGUUCCCGGAUGCAACAUUGGUCGCGAGUACGCCAUGUUCGAGCCCGGCUGCCGUCACGUCGGAAAGGAUAUCCAGGGACGCAACACUGCCAACCCCUCGGCCAUGAUCCUCUCGUCGGUUAUGAUGCUCCGUCACCUUGGUCUCGAUGAUCACGCCAACAAGAUUGCCAACGCUGUCUCCAAGACCAUCAUGGGCGGCGCUGUCAAGACCCCUGACAUGGGCGGUUCUUCCACCACCACCGAUUUCACCUUCGCUGUCAUCUCCAACCUGUAA